GAGGAAAUGGACGGCUGUAUCAAGUUGGAGCACACUUCCUGUGCUUGUUGUCUUGAGAGGACCUCUUGGGGGUGGCUAAGAAAGUGGCCGGAAAGAAGUCAGCAUUCGUCAGUCUCAGGCAGUUGAAACCAGAAAGAGAGAAACACAGAGGGAGAGGCAUACCAGCUUUCAAUGUGCGCAGUGACUACUAGGCUUUGACAUAUCCUUGUGCCGUGUACAGGAUCUCAUAAAAUGGAGAGCUGGAUAUUGUUGCUGAGCUUUCUGCAAGUUGUGUCUUGCUUGGACACUUUUCACUAUGUCAUUCAUGGAGAUGAGGCGAACUUUGAGGCUGCUACCAAAAACUGCCAGCAUGAAGGAAACCUGACCAGUCUGUCCACCUGGAAAGAGGUCCAAGCGGUGCAACAGGCCUUGUCACGGCAUCUUCAGUCAAGUGGGGAGUACACAUACUGGAUAGGUCUAUGGAGACAGAAGCAAGAGUGUGUUGAACACAAAGCAAAGUUAAAGGGGUUCAAGUGGAUGGAUGGAGGCAAAGAAGCAGAAGAGAUCAAGUGGAAAGAAGAACCUGAAUCCACAUGCACACAUGACCGUUGUGUAUACAUUUCUAUCAAAUACGAUGGGACUUCCGUCGUGGACUGGGGAUUAAUAGGAAGCUCGUGUAAGAAAACGCACCCUUUCAUCUGUAAAGUCAAAGGCGAGAAGCAGACUCCUGCACCCAAAGACUGUACAAUACCCACUAUCGGGGGGACACAUGACCACAUACACAAAGUGGGCAAUCCCUCCAAACUGGACAUAAUUUGUGACAAUACAAAAACGUACAACCUAACUUGCAAUACUAAAACUUUGGAAUGGAUCACAAAAGAAGGGAGCACAGUAAAUUUGUCGAGUGUUUGUGUUCCAUGCCCAAAGGGUUUUGAAAAGUCCUACACGGGUCAAUGUGUGGAUAUUGAUGAGUGCAAAAACCAACCGUGUAAAGACAAUAGCAAAUGUGUCAACUUAAAAGGAUCAUUUCAGUGCAAGGACUCAACACCACAACCACCCAGUGGCAUACUACCCACGGAUCCCCACACUCACCCAACCCAGCCCAAUACCCAGGGACCUUUCAACACCCAGGAGCCGGAUGGUACUGCCAACCCAGGCAGCAUCGUCCUCAUAGAUGUGACCGAGUCAUCUCCGGAUUAUUCCCACAUCUACAUCCCCGUCAUCAUAGCGGUCCUGGCUCUGCUACUUCUCCUGGUGGUUAUCUUGACCAUUGUAGCAUGCUGUCGCAGGAAGAAGAGGAAGCGCUCAAAGAACCUGUCUGGGCAGAAGGCUUCCAAGGAAUCUAUGGCACUCAGGGACUCGAUGGAGAAGAUACCUUAGAAGUGAAUGGAGGAAACAUGGGUGAUGACAUCCAUUAGUCGUUUCUCUAUUCUCAGUCCUGGCAGUCUACUUCACAAAGGCUGCAUAAUGCUCUUCAGCUAAGUGACAGAAAUAAGCCACUUGGACAACUGUUCACCCUCAUACAUGGCCUUAGGGGUAUGAAGUGCUGUUAUUUUAUAAUGUGCCAAUUGGCUCCAGCUUUGUUUGCACUUUUUGUUAUCAGUGGCUGUCGAAGAAUGUACAGUAAGUGAAGAAUUUGAUAAGUGUUAAAUAUACAGAAAGUUCUCCAGGAAAACUAAAAAAAAAACUGAAAUGACGUAAGUUAAAUACAUUCCUGAAAUGUGUUCAUUUGUAACAUAGUCAUUCAGUCAUGUUUGCAGCGUAAACAUUGCUAAUAAUUUAGAAAAUGUAAUAUAGUUUCUGCAGUUUAUUGUAACAUCAUUUUUUCUUUACUGUUCAUAAACGGGCAUACAAACAUGUGCAACCUCAGAAAAACGGAUCAUUAAGAUCUGAAACAUUGUACAAAUAGAUCAUAAACCAAAUAAAGGGGCGGGGGAAUGAAAA
This is a messenger RNA of Alosa sapidissima (American shad), 1923 nucleotides long. It is a transcript of the gene clec14a, whose product is annotated as C-type lectin domain containing 14A. The record is from RefSeq and is a predicted model, not a curated record. Lineage: Eukaryota; Metazoa; Chordata; Actinopteri; Clupeiformes; Clupeidae. Gene Ontology annotation, biological process: positive regulation of axonogenesis. The transcript has a single exon. Gene Ontology annotation, molecular function: calcium ion binding. Bases 232 to 1359 code for a protein of 375 amino acids. Gene Ontology annotation, cellular component: cytoplasm.